This is a messenger RNA of Adelges cooleyi (spruce gall adelgid), 396 nucleotides long. RefSeq names its product gametocyte-specific factor 1 homolog. The record is from RefSeq and is a predicted model, not a curated record. The coding region runs from base 1 to 396 and encodes 131 amino acids. The transcript has a single exon. Lineage: Eukaryota; Metazoa; Arthropoda; Insecta; Hemiptera; Adelgidae.
AUGGACAAAAAUACAGCAUACUCCCCUUCGUUAGCAUCGAGCAGGAAUCAUGACGAUGAGCAACAAGAAGUUGUAGAUUUAGACAUUCAUUAUUUAGAUAUGGUAGAGUGUCCACUAGAUCCAGAACAUAGGCUCAGAAGACAUAGGCUGUCAAGUCAUAUUCUUAAGUGUAGAAAAAACUUUCCUUCUAAACAGCGAUGUCCAUACGGAAAUUAUCAUUACAUAGAAAAACAAGACAUGACUAAACAUUUGCUAGUAUGUCCUGACAAGCCUCAAUAUAUUCAAGCUGAAGCAAUGCAACCCCAUGCAAUAGAGGCUACAUUUAAAAGAACAAGAAAUAUUCAAUAUAAUUAUGAUGUCGAUAAUCAUGUACCUGACGAACCUUAUUGGGACUAA